GUCGACGUGACGUCUCCAUCUAUCAUGCUGAUCUACGCUCUUCUCGUCCUAAUGCCUGCUGUCAGCUUAGCUGCGAAAGUCAAUGAUUUUGUGACAAUAGUGUUAUACGUAUUUGAUCAAAAUAAAAAUAAUCAAGUCGAUUUUGGGGAAUACAUGAACAUUCUGAAGCACUUCACUGAUGCAAAAACAAAUGAAGUCAAGUGUGUAGCGUUCCCCAUUUAUAAACCAGUCCUGAGCG
Messenger RNA from Candidula unifasciata, 238 nucleotides. The record is from the annotation of a GenBank genome assembly. Lineage: Eukaryota; Metazoa; Mollusca; Gastropoda; Stylommatophora; Geomitridae.